GUUACUGUGGUACUAUGUAGGUAUGUACUGCUUCGCUAGGGGGGCAAGAGACAUGGUUGUGUCGCCGGCGAAGUGGGAGUAGAACCAGAAUUUUACCCCGUCACCGAAAUUUCUAGCUACAGUGUAAUAGUACGGUAUCUAGUACGGAGGCAGGUAUGUACUAGGUAGGCAGAUAGAUAGAGAAUCUUAGAUGAUAAGAGCCUUCAGGCGGCGAGGCAAAUGACUUAGAUAUAAGGUCAUCCUCCCAUCAUAGAUAUUGCCUAAUAGACUUUCCUCACACUCUUCAUGAUAUCAUAACAGCUCUACAUCUUUACCUAAAGUCUUUUUAAGCUUGUGUUUUGUGUUUACAAGUAAACAACACCUUUAACAACUCCAUAUUCAACCCCAAACCCCAUAUUCAAGAUGCCUAUGUUCGAAGAUUACGAAAUUGCCCAGGCCACCGACAAGACCCCUCAGGUGACCAAGAGCAAUGGAGCGGACACUCUAGCCAUCCCUGGAGAUGAUGGUGAGGGUCCCAUCGAAGUUCCUGCUUCACGAUCCUCUAUCUCCGAGGCUGCUAAGUACAUGCACAACUUGAGCGCCUCUCCAUCUAUGAAGGAGCGAAGAGGUUCUCGCAACUCCUUCGGUACAUCUCUACCCAUCCCCAGAUCGAAGAGGCAGUCUCGCCUAUCUUCCGUCCACUACCCCGCCGAUGAAUCUGGACGCCCAACUCGCCCGGGCAUGCCGCCCGUCCAGCCCUCGCGGGCUAUCUUGGCUUCACAAGUUCAGAGUAUCGAAGUCGAGAAGGUGAAGAAGGCCAAGAACAUGGCUUUUGCCUUCGACAUCGAUGGUGUUCUUGUCCACGGUGACCGCUUGAUUCCCGAGGGUCAGCGUGCUCUCGAGAUCCUCAACGGUGACAACGAGCUCGGCAUCAAGAUUCCUCACAUUUUCCUCACCAACGGUUCCGGCAAGCCCGAGAAGGCUCGCUGCGAGCAGCUUUCUCGCAUCCUACACAACCCCGUCAACACCGAGCAAUUUAUCCAAUCCCACACUCCCAUGAGUGCUCUGGCCGAGUACUACAAGACCGUGUUGGUUGUUGGUGGCGAGGGUUACAAGUGCCGUGAGGUCGCAGAGGAAUACGGCUUCAAGGACAUUGUCGUUCCCAACGACAUCGUCGCCUGGGACCCUACCAUUGCCCCUUACCGGGUGUUCACACCCGAAGAGCGAGCCUCAUCCAGGCCGCGUGACUUCAGCAAGAUCAAGAUCGAAGCUAUCAUGGUCUUCUCCGACUCUCGAGACUACGCGACGGACAUGCAAAUCAUCAUGGACCUUCUACGAUCUGAAAACGGCCAGUUCGGCACGAUCGCCAAGGACCCUGUCUCCCAGCGGGUCCCCAUCUACUUCUCGCAAGGCGAUCUUUUGUGCCCCACGGAGCACUGGACACCGCGAAUGUCACAAGGUGCCUUCCGUAUUGGUCUCGAGGCCAUGUACAGGGCCUUGACUGGCGUUGACCUAGAGCGUGUCGUCUACGGCAAGCCUGAGACUGCUACAUACAAGUACGCUGAUGAGGUCCUUACGUCAUGGAUGGAGGAACUCCACGGCGAGGAGAAGCUACCGGAGAACAUUUACAUGAUUGGUGACAACCCGGCUUCCGACAUCAUUGGUGGCAACAUGUACGGUUGGAACACUUGCCUUGUUCGUACUGGUGUCUUCCAGGGUGGAGACAAUGACGAGAACAACCCGGCUAACUUUGGCGUCUUUCCCAAUGUACUCGAGGCAGUCCAAACUGCUCUGAGGAAGCAAAUGGGUGAUGACUUCAAGAUGCACUUUGACGAGCGCAUCAACCCUGUGCUACACGGUGACAAGUCUGACGCUGCCGCCAUCAUAUGAUUUUUGACAGACGACAUGAUAUCAUUUGGAAUGAUAUCUCCUUUUGGGAUAUCUUCAACAAUUUUGGGAAGGGCGUUUUAGGGGAUGGGGAUAGAACUUUGACGAAUUUUCUUAUUCUUCUAACGACGGCAUCGGACUAACGCAAACAAAAAGCAAUCUCUAGAGAUUGUAAAGACUGACAAAGCUCUAUGAGGCUAUUAUUUAGACAUUUCUUUUGCCUCAAAAAUCAAAUCAUCUUCACAUAAACUUGUUCCUUUUGAGAGUAGUAUGGUGGUGAUCGUAUCUUACCUCGUGCUUAGCCCUAUUUGUUGGCCGA
Molecule: messenger RNA, 2185 nt
Organism: Hypoxylon fragiforme
Lineage: Eukaryota; Fungi; Ascomycota; Sordariomycetes; Xylariales; Hypoxylaceae
Product: HAD-like domain-containing protein
Exons: 1
Coding region: 403-1869 (488 amino acids)
Biological process (GO): glycerophospholipid biosynthetic process
Cellular component (GO): mitochondrion
Source: RefSeq, a predicted model, not a curated record